CAGAGACUUUUUACUGACUGUAAGUGUCUGAGUUCCGAGGUGCACGUGAAGGCAGCACGGCGUCAGUGACGCAGCCAGCUCGGAAAGCACGCGCUGCUUCCUGGAUCCAGGCAGGCAGGCGACUGAGUACACUUUCGGUGGCGCGCUUGGGCCCGAGGGGUACGCGCAGGAGGUCCGAGCGUGUUUUGGAGGCUCGCUGCGGUGACGUGCGGGACUGACAGCCGCUUUCAUCGAUGAGAGGAGGCCGCGGGGGCCGGAGCGCGGCGGGUCUUCAGGGUUCUUCCGCUGCUCCACGGAGAGGAACAUGGACACUCGGCAUCCCGACUGAGAGCCUAGUCGCAGCCUGAUUCCUCUCCCUUUGCUGCCCCCGCCCCACCAUGGCUGGCAGGAGUCCCCCACAGCACCGGGACGCCCAGGAGCUGGUGACGAAUGAGGGUGGAGCCGGCCCCCAGUGCGGCGCUGAGGUUUUCUGCAAGCUGUGCUUGAGCCAGCGUCCAGCUGCUGCAGCCAAGGAGCUGCAGAGCUGCAAGUGCAGGUUCUGCAGCGCGUGUCUGCAGCAGUACGUUGAGUUGGCGAUAAAGGAGGGUGGGGGAGCCCCCAUCACCUGCCCUGAUAUGGCCUGCCAGAAGAGCGGCGUUCUGCUGGACUCAGAGGUUGCCAGUCUGGCUGCUGCCGAUCAGGCGAGCCUUUAUCAGCGGCUGAAGUUUGAGAGAGGAGUGAAGCUGGACCCCAGCAAAGCCUGGUGCCCGGUGCUGGAGUGUCAGGCAGUGUGCAGCGUGCUGCCCAGCUCCGAGGGCCGACCCGCCGCCGUGCCCUGCCCCGCCUGUCGCGCGGUGUUCUGCUCCGGCUGCAGAGAGCUGUGGCGGGACGGCCAUGCGUGCCCGGAGCUGCAGCCCAUGAUCGUGGCCUCGCCGUCAGAUGAAAACAGGGACUCCGACGCUUCCAUCAAGCAGUGCCCCAUGUGUGGCGUCUACAUCGAGAGGAACCAAGGCUGUGCACAGAUGCUGUGCAAGAGCUGCAAGCACACGUUCUGCUGGUACUGUCUGCAGAACCUGGAUGGCGACAUCUUCCUGAGACACUACGACAAAGGGCCGUGCAGAAACAAGCUGGGACACUCGAGGGCCUCCGUGAUGUGGAACAGAACGCAGGUGGUGGGCAUCCUGGUGGGGGUCAGCAUCAUCGUGUUGGUGACCUCCCCGCUCCUGCUGAUGGCCUCCCCCUGCAUCCUGUGCUGCGUGUGCAAGCCCUGCAGCCGGAGGAAGAAGAGGAAGAAGGACGGCGACUCCUCGUCAUAGCUGCUCCCAUCAGCCCGCCACCAUCACUCCACUGAGCUCACGGAGGCGAGGAGGGCGCUGGAUAAACAAGCCCAACAACUGUUCUCUUGUUUCUCAACACUGUGGCCUCUGAGCCGGUUCAGCCAGGACGGACCCAAAGCUCAGACAGAGCUGCUCACGUUCUCUGCAGACUUUAAGGAGCUUCUGAAUGGGUAAAUGUGGAGGAGAUGGCAGGCCUUCAGUUUCCCUCACUCCACCUGUCCCCACAUCCAGUUCAAAGAGCAGCACCACUCUCAUGUGCCAGUCGUCAUAAUGCCAAACCAGAGGUGUUGGGUGCUUAAGUGCCUCGCUCCACAGUGCCAGGCGCUCGCUUCCAUUUCUGUUGCCUUCCAUUCUCUUUUAUCUUAUGCAAAAGUGAAGCAUUAUGAAAGUGGACAACCAUCAGGAUCUCACAGGGCUAAAAAAAACAAUGCAAAAUGUCCUUUUGUGUAAAGACAGCACUUUAAGAUGAUCUCAAUCGUGAUAGGGCUUCACUGGUGCACAGAGAACGUUUGUCGUCUCCACCAGCAGAUGUCCCAGACCAAAGGCUCGCAAAGUUUUUUAAAACUUGUUAAUGUGUAUUUAUGGAUUUGAGUGUGUGUCAUUUCUACGUUUCUGUUGGUUUCUACAUCAGAUCUUUUCUAAGCGCUCCAUUGUAAAGGAAAAUAAAUGUGCUGAAGAAGCGACAGA
Oryzias melastigma (Indian medaka) is the source of this 2003-nucleotide messenger RNA. RefSeq names its product ring finger protein 144B (gene rnf144b). Gene Ontology annotation, molecular function: zinc ion binding; ubiquitin conjugating enzyme binding; ubiquitin protein ligase activity. The record is from RefSeq and is a predicted model, not a curated record. The coding region runs from base 378 to 1295 and encodes 305 amino acids. Gene Ontology annotation, cellular component: mitochondrial membrane; cytoplasm; ubiquitin ligase complex. Lineage: Eukaryota; Metazoa; Chordata; Actinopteri; Beloniformes; Adrianichthyidae. Gene Ontology annotation, biological process: protein polyubiquitination; positive regulation of proteasomal ubiquitin-dependent protein catabolic process; ubiquitin-dependent protein catabolic process. The transcript has 8 exons.